Molecule: messenger RNA, 486 nt
Organism: Gongylonema pulchrum
Lineage: Eukaryota; Metazoa; Nematoda; Chromadorea; Rhabditida; Gongylonematidae
Source: the annotation of a GenBank genome assembly
AUGGUGACGGACGAUGGUCACGGGCAUACAGAUGCGGCUUCUUCCGCUGCUGCUGGUGGAAAUUUACCGAAUCCGAAUGAGCAUCGCCAUGAACCGGCUUCAUCGUUUCGAAUUAUGCAUGCCUCAUCUCCUGGAGGCGCCGAUGACGACAAUAUUGUAUUGCUUUUUCUAAACCAGUUGUUAUCAAAUCUUUCUGCGCAAGGUGCACAAAUACAGCUACAAAUAAGCCGUGAUCCAAUCACCCAGACAAAUAUUCUUCAUGGACCAAUGGCUGACUAUGUAUGGGGUGAAGGUGGCUUGGACCAAAUUGUGACGCAGCUGCUGAAUCAAUUUGAAGGCGGCUCUACUCCGGUUGAUGCGAAACUGCUACCCAAUUUGCCGAUGACAUCAGUGGAACAGAAACAUGUGGACGGUUCGGUGCAAUGUACCACAUGCAUGGAAAUUUUCAAAAAGAGACCACUUUUUGAAACUGCUCAGAAUUCUUGA